AUGGCAGACGUGCUUCAGGUGUCACCUCAAGAUGCAGCAUCCAGCUCCUCGGGGGUAGAAAUAAGAUCCCCGUCGAGUCCCUUGCUCAGACUACAAACCCAACGGGGCACCAUGGACCGGAUCCCGGAAUACCCAAGUGACACCCGAACGGAACUUGAACCUCUGUAUUGUGCUAGCCCUAGUGCUGAACGACUGUCGUCCUCAAUUACUGCUUCUGGGCAUUCGGUGCAUUCACAGCUAGGACAGAUCACUAAUUCCCCUCGUUUCCCUGCGUCUGUUCGGGGCAUUGUCCUUCUAUCGGUGCAUGAGCUUCCCGAUAAAUAUCGCGCCAUAUUCCCUUUUCCGGUCUUCAACGCAAUCCAGUCCAAGUGUUUCCAAUCCGUUUACAGGAGUGACCACAACAUCGUCCUUUCAGCCCCCACAGGGAGCGGGAAGACCGUGAUUAUGGAGCUAGCGAUAUGCCGAUUGAUGAUUACAUCCAAGGACGAAAGGUUCAAAGUGAUCUACCAAGCGCCCACCAAGUCUCUAUGCUCGGAGAGAUUCCGAGACUGGCAUGGAAAGUUCCUUACCUUGGGGCUGCAGUGUGCUGAGCUGACCGGCGACACCGAUCACACGCAGCUGAAGAGCGUGCAAAACAGCCAGAUCAUCAUCACCACCCCCGAAAAGUGGGACAGCGUGACCCGGAAGUGGAAAGAUCAUGCACGGUUGAUGCAGCUGGUCAAGCUGUUCCUCAUCGACGAGGUUCACAUUCUCAAAGAAGCCCGAGGAGCCACACUCGAGGCCGUCGUUUCCCGUAUGAAGACCAAUGGUUCGAAUGUACGGUUCGUUGCCCUGAGUGCAACAGUGCCGAACUCUGAGGACAUUGCGACUUGGCUUGGUCGCGACGCGACAAAUCAGCACCUGCCAGCGCAUAGAGAACACUUCGAUGAGAGCUUUCGUCCCGUCAAGCUGCAAAAGUUCGUCUAUGGUUAUCGAUCGCAGGGAAAUGACUUCGCUUUUGACAAGAUGUGCAACACCAAACUGCCUGAUCUGAUCAAGGCGCAUUCUUGUAAGAAGCCCAUAAUUGUUUUCUGCUGUACCAGAAACUCUGCCGUCUCGACAGCGAAAGAGCUUGCUCGGCUGUGGUCAAUGUCCAACCCUCCUGCCCGACUAUGGAAAGGAGCAAGCAGGCCUCUGGAGGCCCACAAUGAAGACUUGAAGGGUAUAUUGACCGCUGGUGUCGCCUUUCACCAUGCUGGUCUUGAUGCCGUUGACCGACGCACAGUUGAAACAGGGUUUCUUCAAGGGCAUAUCGGCAUUAUAUGCUGCACGUCCACCCUCGCAGUCGGCGUCAAUCUUCCGUGCCAUCUCGUGGUCAUCAAAGGCACCGUGGGCUGGCAAGGGGGUGGCUGUCAGGAGUAUUCCGAUCUGGAGAUCAUGCAGAUGCUCGGCCGUGCGGGUCGACCACAGUUUGACAACAGUGCCACAGCGGUGAUCAUGACCAGAAAGGAACGCGAGUCUCACUACGAGAAGCUUGUCUCGGGAUCUGAGAGCCUUGAGAGCUGUCUGCAUCUGAAUCUGAUUGAUCACCUUAACGCAGAGAUCGGGUUAGGUAAUGUGACUGACAGUAAUUCCGCCAUCAGGUGGCUGGGGGGGACAUUUCUGUUCGUGAGACUCAGAAGAAAUCCAGCACACUACCAGUUGAAAGAUACUGCAGAUGAAGAUGGGGAAGAUGAGAUGCUUCGGCAGAUCUGUGAGAAGGACAUUACACUUCUCCAAGAGUAUGGGUUGGUCACAGUUGAUGGACUCUUAUCAACCAGUUUCGGGGAAGCAAUGGCUCGCUAUUACGUGCGGUUCGAAACAAUGAAGCAUUUGCUCACAUUGCAGCCCCAGUCUACUGUGUCACAGAUACUAUCCGUCGUCGCUCAAGCGGACGAAUUUCUGGACAUUCGUCUCAAAGCCGGAGAGAAGUCUCUCUACAAGGAAAUCAACCGCUCGAAUGGCAUACGCUUCCCCAUCAAGGUCGACAUAGCGCUUUCAGCCCACAAAAUUUCGCUUUUGAUCCAGUCCGAACUGGGUGCGGUGGACUUCCCGGACGGCGAACAGUUCCAGAAAUUAAGAUUUGUCUUUCAACAGGACAAGAAUUUCGUCUUCAGCCACAUAAACAGAUUGAUUCGGUGCAUCAUAGACUGUCAGAUCUCCCUUGAGGACGCGGUGACCUUGCGAAACGCCCUGGAGCUGGCAAGGAGUUUUGGGGCCAAGGUCUGGGAUACCUCUCCGCUACAACUGAAGCAGCUUGAGCAGAUUGGGAUCGUGGCGGUCAGGAAACUGGCCGCAGCUAAUAUCACAAGUAUUGAGGCGCUGGGACAGUGCGAACCGCAUCGCAUUGACAUGAUCUUGAGCAAAAACCCUCCCUUUGGCGCGAAGUUGCUGGAGCGGGUUGCGAGCUUCCCUAGACUCCGAGUAGCUAUCAAGAUGACCGGCAAGAAGGAAAGCAAACCGGCAGCGCCGGUGAGAAUUUGUCUCAAGGCAGAGAUCGCGUUCAUGAACGACAAGUGCCCUUCCUUUUAUCUGAAACGUCCCGUUUAUGUUUGCUUCUUGGCUGAGGUAUCAGACGGUCGUCUCCUGGAGUUUCGACGCAUCAGUGCGAGUAAGAUGUCGAACGGCCAGGAGAUCUUGCUCAGUGCGGAAUUAAAGGACAGGGACCAAUUCGUGUCAUGUAGUGUUUCGUGUGACGACAUAGCUGGGACACUGAGAUCCGCGGUGCUGAGGCCCGAGCUUCCAUCGACACUAUUCUUUUCUCGUCCGAACCCAAGGCCCGAGGCUGCUGCGGCGAAGCCUCUUAUCAAUGCCUCGAGCUGUAAUAGCAAUGAUGAUUCUCAGAGGAAGCGACCCACUUCACAAAGUGUUAUCACUUUGGAUAGCGACGAGUCAUUGUUCGACGGGUUUCUGCAGGAAGGUAGGCUCGGCGACGACAAUUGGUCCUUGAGCACAUUGCCAGCGCCCCUAGAAAGCAAAACACAAAAGAAUGGCUCGGGUGAGAGCAAGGGCUUUGACAGCAAGGCCAAGACCAGCGACGUUGAAGAACCAACACCAAUGGAGAAUGGCAGGUGGGCAUGUAACCACCGCUGCAAAGAUAAGACUGUGUGCAAGCACUUCUGUUGUCGAGAUGGGCUUGACAAGCCCCCAAAGGCGAGUAAGAAACAGCCAUGCCUUGGGGCCGAAAAGUCGAAGGGGCUCAACCAAACAACCCUAGCAGCAUCGAUGGCCAGAAAGAAUGGGAAUACGGCUGGCGCCCAGCUGUGUGGUUUGAGGCAGAAAGGUCCAGAUCAUGCUUCAGAGAAUGAACCAGCGGAACCUUGGUCCACCGGAAGACCCAACGAAGAUGUGUCUCCUAGCUUGCAUGAAGACAACAUCUUGAGAGAGGCUAGCGAUGGUACCUUCAGCAAUUUCCCUUCACCUACCGCUUUGUUGCUUGGGAAUCAGACAAAUGAGAGGAACGACAAUGGUGGGCCUUGCAAGAAAGUCGAGAUGGACGAAGACACAUUAGACCUGGAUGACGAUUGGUCUGAUAAUGAUGUGUGGCUUGCUGUUCAGUCACCGCUUGAGAUCCCUUCUUCCACGGAGAAGACUAAGGUACAGCACACUUUGCCGUCGUCUGAAGAGCGUGUUGACGAUUCAUCCAAUGGCCAAUCUAAACAGAGGUAG
Aspergillus aculeatus ATCC 16872 is the source of this 3687-nucleotide messenger RNA. RefSeq names its product putative DEAD/DEAH box DNA helicase (Mer3). Gene Ontology annotation, molecular function: nucleic acid binding; ATP binding. Lineage: Eukaryota; Fungi; Ascomycota; Eurotiomycetes; Eurotiales; Aspergillaceae. The coding region runs from base 1 to 3687 and encodes 1228 amino acids. The transcript is spliced from 9 exons. The record is from RefSeq and is a predicted model, not a curated record.